AACGCGAUGUUUCGUUAAAACAAAGUUAAGUGAUAGAGAACAACAAAAAUAUAAGGCUUGUAAAUCGUAACUAUAUUGUUUACGUCUGUCAAAUAAUUCGAAAAAAAUUAUUUUACGAAGUGCAUAAAUAAUUUUUCUUUCAUAAAUAAAUGGAUUUUUAGUUUACGGUGUUGAAUUGAGGUCAAUACCUGUUCAAUUAUAGAAUAAAAUAAUGCCUCAACUAAAUAAUAGUUCAUCACAAAAUCGUAAACAACAGAUUAGAGUUAGAGAGAGCACAGCAUUACUGCCCGCUGCAUUUGUAGAAUCACCGCCUCCACCAUUACUCAAAAAUGAAAUUGUAGAUCUAGAAUAUGGGGAACUACCUUCCUCGGGUUCAUCAGUUAAGCGUGGCCCUGGACGACCUCGAAUAAAACCUCCUAAGUUGCUCGAAUCCGAAGAAGAAUUGGAUUCACCAGUCAAACGUGGACCUGGACGACCUCGAAUUAAGACACCUAAGAUGGUUGAAUUCGAAGAAUUAUGGGCACAAAAAAAAGCUGUUAAAGCUGAAGGAAGUAACGAUGGAAAUCAACCAAAAUCUAGCAAAAGAAAAGAUACCUCCAUGGAAUCAGAAAGUAUAUCACCGCCAAUGAAACGUAUAAAAUUAAAGCCUGGACCAAAAACCUCAAUUUUGAAUAGACCUUUUGAUUGUGUACAAAUAUCAGAAGAAAUGAAACAGGAAAUUAUUAAAAAUCAACCAAUACUUCGACUACAGCGAAUAAAUGAGUGUAUAGUUUCAAUAAAAAGUAAGAAAGCACCAAGUAUAGCUACAAAAGGAAAUCGACGAGGUACGACCUACAAUGCCACUGCAAUGCCUAACACACCAGAAUCUGUUGUUCGAGAACCAGUAUUUAUAGCCGUUGAAGAUGAUAAUACCGAUUCAAAUACCGUAUCUCAUCCUAUUGUUGAUACUAAUGAUACAAAUAUUUCAUCGUCAGUUAUGUGUCGCCUCUGUGGUGUUGCUGGACCGAAUCGCUUUUCAUUAAUAGGAUCGAGAUCUGAAAGAUUAAAUUUACUUUGUCAUUUGAAACAUUAUUUAAAUAUCGAAAUAUUUGACGAAGAAAAUUUGCCAUUACAUGUAUGCCCAUUGUGUUCACAAACUAUAAUUUCAUUUUAUAAGUUCCACGGUCGUGUUAAAACUGCUACGAAUCGACUGCAAGCUGUAGUUAAUGAAAGUACAUUAAAUCCACAGCGUAGUUGGGAGAGUGUACCUUGGUACGGAGAUAAUAUUCUUGCAACAGCUACGGCAACAAAUGAUUAUCUUACUAAGAAACAUCUGCGAAAAUUAGAAGAAAAUAAAAAAGGUAAAACAAAAAAUACUUCAACAAAAUUUGUCACAACUAACAUAGAAAAACUGUUUGGUAAUAAAACUAAAAGUAACGGAAUAAAUCCUGAAUUAAUUGUUGAACCUGUUGAGGACGAAGAUACUGAAAAUGCAGAUGAUGAUGUACAUGAUAGAGAUUGGUUGUCCUCGGGAUCUCCUUCAUCAAUCAAAUCUACACCAAAAUCGAAACAAGUUUCUAAAAAGUUCGAUACAUCUAAAAAUCAAAUCGAAACUAUCACUAUCAGCGAUGCUGACGAACCUGUAAAUCCACAAAAAAUUAUAACACCAAAAUUAGCUUUACAACCUGGUCAAAUUCAAACAAUACCACGUUUAGUUUUGGCAAAACCACCGGCCAUGACUCCAAAACCAACAACUAUAAACAACACAAUUCCAAUUUUAAAUUCGCCUAGUACUGGAGAUAAUGCAAGUGGUUCAAAAACUUAUUUAAUUCCCAUUCAAAAUUUAGUUAAUGCGGGGAUAACAGGAUUAAAUCAAGGAUCUCCAUUGAAAUUCGCAUUAUCUGCUAAUGGUCAACCAAUUUUAUUACAACCAGCUGGUGCAAAUACUAUAAAAUUUGUACCAAAUUCAAAUAUUUCAGAUAAGAAUCUUGCACCAAAACCAUUAGCAUCGAUAAAAGGUAUCACCAAUAAUACCAUUAUCACGUCACCGCCGGUUAAUGUAAAUCAGAUACUUACCACAAGCAACACUUCAAUUCCAAUAAAAACUAUAUCACCUGUAGCAACGAUUGUACCAAAUGCAUCGCCAAAUAUUCUAAAACCAAAGCCCGCCAGUACCAUAGUUGUGAGUCAACCUAAAGUACAAGUCAAAUCGCAACAAUCGUUGAACUCUCCAAAAACUACAAGUAUUUUGAGCACCACAUCUACAUCUUCAGCAACAUUGAUUACUCCAUUAAAAAGUACAGUGACGAAAACUUCUUCGACUCCACAAAUGCCUGUAACAAGGACAUUAGUAAAAAUCUCUACACCCGUCUCAAAAACCACUUCUACAACCUCUCUCACAAAAGCUACUCCUACUUCUACAAAAUCCGUCUCUACUCCUACGAAACCCAUUUCUAUUCCUGUAAAACCUACUCUAAAUACCACAAAACUCACCACUAAUACUGCAAAACCAACUUUGACACCGCCAGCGAAAGGAAAUCCUUUAUUGCUUUCAGGAAAGACUUAUGCGAACAAAGCCAUUACAAGUACAACUCCAAAAACAAUAGGAUCUCCAAUAACAACAUCUUCGAUUUCAAAAAGAAACUCCGAUAUGCCAGAUUGUUUACCAUUAGACCCGCAUGAAGAGAGAAAAUUAAAUGAGGAUUUCCAACCUCCCUCAAAAGAUGAUAAAUACACAUACGUUGUUCGAAUGGAUCGUAAUAUAGGCGAACAGCCUUACUUUAUAUUAACAGCAAAUCCAAUAAAAUUAAAAUCACCCGAAUUAACUCAAAACAAUGUUGGUAUUAUCUGUAAGGAUGUAUACAAAGCGGAAGUUGAAAAGAAGCGUGUACAAGAUAGCGAAGGUAAUUUCUCAAAUAUUGGUUUACAUUGUUGGGCACAACAUAUUGUAUGGUUAUGGCAAUUAAAAUUACCGGGUAAUGUGAGCAUGUAUGUAAAACAAAGUGCUGAUAAAAUCUUAGAAUUUGGACAAAGAAAACGCAUUGAUUUCGCAAAGAAAUGUUUUGAAGUAUCCAAACAAAUUUGUACGGAAGCGGCUAUUAAAUCGAAAAAUCAAACACCAGAAGCGAAAAAAUCUGUAGUAAUUGCAUCUCCAACUCUACCAAAAUUAAUACCAAAAGAUAUACUGCCUAAAUUAGUCCCAAAAGAUGUGAAUAAGACAAAUUCAGCGCCAAAAUUAUUACCAAAAAAAGAUAGUUCAUCAAGUGCAGUUACAUCACAACAGUUGGUUUUGAUUCCAGCAACGGAUAUAUCAAAAACUGGUAAUUCGACGGUUACGUACGUAAUAAGUUCAAAUUCGAAUGUGAAAUUACAGAAUAUUUCAAAAUCUUCGAAUCCACAAAAUAUUUUAAGUAAUGUAAAAUUAAUAUCAUCAACGAGUGCAAAACCUAUUUCUAGUAGCAAACAACAGCCAAAAUCUUCAAGCAAUGUAUCUGAUAUAUUACAAAAUGUGACUAUUUUAAAUGCGGGAAAUUAUGAACCAGGCAAUGACCAGACGAUGGAUGAUAUUAUUGAAACUGUUGAAGUUUCAACUGCUGAUACAACUGAUACAGAUGAUGCGAAUAAAAAGGCAGAUGAAACAAAUAAAGUACAAUUAGUAUAUACAGACGAGGAUAAAGAAGGGGACGGAAUGUUUGAUAUGGAAUGUGUUAGUGAGGACGAAGAUCAUGAUACUUCUAAUAAUGAUACAGCCGAUGAUAUAUUAAAACAAGCAACUAUGGAUGCAUUAGGUGCUGAAGGAAUUAUUGAAAGCGAUGAUAUAACCAAGGUACAAAUGGAAGGAAUUAUUGAAAGCGAUGAUACAACCAAUAUACAAAUUGAAACUAUUGAAACACUUGAUUUUGAUCCGUCUACAUCGGAAAUGGUAAAUAUACUUUAAUUCAUUUGAUUGAGGAUUCAUAUACAGGUUUUGUUAGGUUAGUUUCUGUUGAAAUCUUAGCUGACUUUCACUCGGAUCUUCAGAUGUCUACUUCCGUUACAUCUUCGAGUCAAAAAAGACGUCGCCUCAAUAUUUCAGAGCGUUCUUCUCCAUUACAUAACGUAAAAUGUGAUUACUGCUAUGUUUAUCUAUAUUAGGUUCUUCUUUAGGAUUCAGUAGUCACAAGUUUGGGGAUACGAUACAAUAAUCUCAAUUUGCCUUUUCUUUUUCUGUAUGAUUUUCUCGCCGGUUUCUUUAGGCACAUUUCGAGGGCUGAAAAUUCAAUAUGGGCAGAUCUUUAACUUUUGACCAUCCGAAUAAAUUAUGGAACAUCCUCGAGUAUUUUGUUACGAUACAAGUUUAAGACAAUCUGAUCCAGCACUUGUCCAUGAAUAUUCUUGUUUUUUUCCCCUUACACCAGUUAUUCAUUUUUUUGUUGUGCUUUCUUAUCACACGUUAUCACAACAUGUAAGUAUUUAAAAAAUACUUACAUGUUGUGUUCUAGUCUGUGUCUCCAUAAUAUAAAUUUGAACUUGCCUAAACUUGGGCAGGAAAUGUUGCUGAAUUUUGACAAAAUAAGCAAUAGACCUUUUUCACAUUUUUUUUUCUUUUUUUUAAAUGACUGUAAAUAUCUUGAUAAAUGGGC
Chrysoperla carnea is the source of this 4601-nucleotide messenger RNA. Its product is annotated as mucin-5AC-like. NCBI's taxonomy places the organism in Eukaryota, Metazoa, Arthropoda, Insecta, Neuroptera, Chrysopidae. Gene Ontology annotation, molecular function: zinc ion binding. Gene Ontology annotation, cellular component: nucleus. The record is from RefSeq and is a predicted model, not a curated record. The transcript is spliced from 7 exons. The coding region runs from base 212 to 3916 and encodes 1234 amino acids.